CGGAUGUGAAACAAGAUAGCGCUACCGUAAUUUGACAGUGAUAGGUAACAAGGUAACCUCAAAAAAUCAACCUAACCCCUUUCACAUGUUUUCAAACAGCGUGUAUUUGAAUUUUGGUUCAAUUUGUGAUUUUUGCUAAGUCGGAUAUGGAAUACACGAUAGGAAGUGUAGCAGAUUUAAUCACCGGGAAACAUACUCCAAACAAGCCGAAAAUCUCUAAGAAAGAAGUGAAAAUGAAAAAAACGGAACCUCAAAACAUGAACGCUGUUGCUCCUAAGCUUACUAAAAAAGAUGGAAAGCGGAAAAAGAAACAUAGUGCAUUACCAGAUUUCGAAUCAGCAAUGGACAAAUUUGAAACCUUCAAUACCGGGGAUUCCCAAAAUAAUAAGAAAAACAAGAAGCGUGAAUUCAACCAAAACAAAACUAAAGGCGAACCUAGCAGAGUAUCAUCGAAAAGGAAAUCUAGUAAUGAUACAAAUGACAGCACAGAAGUUCCAAAAAAGAAAAAAAAGAAACAACCAUCUAAUGAAACUGUAAACAGCAAGAAACACAGCGCAAAACAUUUGAAUGGCAUUGAAGACUCUGAUGAUGAAACACCUGACUCACCAGUCAAAUUGAGCCACAACCAGAAGAAUGCAGAAAGGCGAAUCAAAGAUAAGAAGAAGAGUGAACCUAAUCCAGAAGAGACAGCAAAGACAAUAUAUGUAGGCAAUGUUCCUUUAAAUACAAAUAAAAAACAGCUGAAGGCACUAUUCCAAAAGUAUGGUGAAAUUGAGAGUCUUAGAUUUAGAGGUAUACCUCUAGCAGAUCCAAGAACACCCAAGAGAGUUGCUGCAAUCAAAAAGGAAUUUCAUCCUAAUAGGAGCAGUCUUUACUGCUACAUAAGAUUUUUUGAAGAGGAUUCUGCAAAGGCAGCAGAGGAGGAAAAUGGAACACUGUUUGAAAACCAUCACCUGCGAGUUGAAACCUGUGAUAAAAAGACAAAACCUGAUGAAAACAAGGCCAUUUUUAUUGGGAAUCUAAGUUUUGAUGCUGAAGAAGAGGAGCUUUGGAAGCUGUUUGAACCAUGUGGAGCAAUUUCUUCUAUAAGGAUUAUAAGAGAUCCAAGGACUGGCAUGGGAAAAGGUUUUGCCUAUGUAAAUUUUGAAGAUAAUGAUGCUGUUCAGCUAGCGUUAGAAAUGGAAAAUGUCAAGUUGAAAGAUAGAGAAUUAAGAGUAUCUUUAAGCAACCUGAGUGGAGCCAAGAAGAAACAGAAGAGUGUGAGCAAGCCUUUAAAAAGGAAACAAUUCAGAAAGAAAUCACAGAAUUGACCAAUUGAAAAUACCAAGAUCUUCUAAUGCCAGCAAAUUAUUGCAAAAAGUCAAACUGUUUUGCUUAAAAAGAUUCCAGCUCUCUAUUUUGUCUUUGCAUUUGGAGCACUACAAACAUGUUAACUGAAAUGUAUUUAUUUUUCAGAAACAUACUUUCGAUAAGUCUGUUUUGGAAAAGAAGAAAAAAGCAAAGAAGAUUGCUCCUCACACAUCAUAAACAGUUUUAAAAUGGUCUUAGGGUGGUGACAACUGUUCUA
Molecule: messenger RNA, 1567 nt
Organism: Acanthoscelides obtectus
Lineage: Eukaryota; Metazoa; Arthropoda; Insecta; Coleoptera; Chrysomelidae
Source: the annotation of a GenBank genome assembly